Molecule: messenger RNA, 2504 nt
Organism: Diachasmimorpha longicaudata
Lineage: Eukaryota; Metazoa; Arthropoda; Insecta; Hymenoptera; Braconidae
Product: WD repeat-containing protein 13-like
Exons: 7
Coding region: 716-2020 (434 amino acids)
Cellular component (GO): nucleus
Molecular function (GO): protein binding; promoter-specific chromatin binding
Source: RefSeq, a predicted model, not a curated record
UGGUGUGGAAUGUAACGUCAGCGGAGAGUGAGGCCCUGAGGGAGGUCUUUUCAACGUGUAAAUAUGUUCAGGAGAGACUGACAAAGGAGGGACGGUGGAGCCUUGCGCUGCGGGAGGAGAGGACUCGGGCAAAUUAGGAGAUUGUCAUAGACUUGAGCUUUUCCAUGGGGACUUUGUCAAUGGGAAUUCGUCGACAUGACGUGAGGAGAUAAAAAAAAUUGAUAAUGUCUAGGUAAGAUCAUAUGGGGUUCAUAAUCCACCACCUUGGAGACACUUGAUUUGAUGGUGGAAAAGCAGUAUCUACCAUUGAUGCCAGUCAUCACCUACUAUUCCGGCUGAUGGCAAAUCCCCUACCCAGCUCCUAAAGUGCUUCUUGCCAAAGGAGUAACCUCAGCCACAUACCCUCACAUUACCACCAUCAUCACUUGUGCUGUACUCCCCACCACUGAAAUCAAGGUUCUUCUUUGGCAAUGCAUACUACGUCUCUCUGUAUGUCGAUACAGCAAACACUAAAUAAGGGGAUAACUAUUGGAUUAAUUAAAUUAACGUAAUGAAAGAAAAAUGGAGAUAGAGUUGAUUGAUCGUUGAUGGCUCUUGAAGUCACCUCGCCAACACCAGCAUGACCUUCAACCAUGAAUUCCUGAAAACACUAGCGACCCCAGGAUAUUUGGACCAACGACAACAGACCACAAGUUUCAUCCAGCAAUUUUAGGCGAUGACUGCACCGGUCCCCUCGAAGAUGCUUCCCCAGUGGCCUCAGCAAGUAUUCGCCCUGGACGCCAAAUACAACACUCGUCGGAAUGGCGCUCAGCCGGCCUUCGGGAUGCUCUACAUUCGUCGCAGGUCCCAACUGCUCCGGGACAAAGAGUCGAAGAGUUCCUCUCCACGUCCCAUGUACGUCAAACUGCGCUCCGAGCUCUUGAAACUUCGAUACGGAACGAUAUCGGAGUACAAUGGUCUCGGUUCGCGUGCCUCCGUCGACGGUGUUCUCGAGGACAAAUCCACCCACCCGAAGUUCAGCAAAAAAUCCACAGCCGAGAGCUUUGCAUUCGCUGGUGUGCACCACGUCUUCGAUCAACACAUCGCUGGGGUCACGGCGUUGAAGUUUGCAAAUAAUGAUCGAUCAAAAUUGUGUUGUGCGUCUUUCGAUGGCACGAUAUCCAUUUGCAAUGUCACGGAUAUGCCACCCAGAGUGGUGGCGAAGCUCGAGGGCCACGGAAAGGGGGUGACUGGGAUUGACUGGAGUAUCAGUAACGAUUUCAUAGUCUCCACGAGUCUCGAUGCAACUGUUCGGCUCUGGGCAGUCCACGGAGAUGCGACUCCGAUCUGCCUCAGAGUCGUCUCCGAUCAGUUCAGGUCUGAGGUACUCUGCUGUGCCUUCGUCCCUGCCAAUAAUAAUCUCGUCAUAACUGGAAAUGGCCAGGGGCUCUUGCAGAUACUUAACGUCUCCACUGGGAUUUACUCUAGAGGGGGAACGACUAAGAUCGGGGGAAAAGUGCUCUCGCUGACAUGCGAGGAGAGUGGUGGUUCUUUAAUCUGGAGUGGGAACGACAGGGGAACCAUCACAAGUCUUCGUCUGGAGCCAGCCUCCGGAAGACUGUCUAAACUGAGGAGAAUCGAGGGGCUUGGGGGAGCUGUCACCAGUCUGUCCUGGAGACCCUGGCUCUCCAGGGAGUCCCCAUGGCCCACUGUUCUGGUCAGCAGUGCCUGCAAUGCAGUGUCGGUUUAUAGAAUUGGAGAUGCUCAGGGAUCUCUCAGCGUCUGGAGAAUAUAUCCUGUCAGACACCAGCAGUAUCUCGUGAGGUCGACGUUCUGCCCUCAGAUGGGCGCGUGCCUGAUAGCCAGUGGUUCAGAAGAUGGAUCAGUUCACCUGUUGGACACUGCGCGCGAGGGCAAAGCCGCCCAGGUGAAUAGACUACAUGGGCAUUCCGCUCCAGUUCUUUCAAUUGCUUUCAACUACGACGAGACGUACCUCGCCACUGGGGAUCAUCAGGGACUUGUCAUUAUAUGGCAGAAUUGAGAGCUCUAGUGUUACUUAAAAUUAAAGUAUCGAAGCAGGGACUAUAAUAGUGUAUAUUUUUUUACGAAAAUGUUCUCUGUAAAUAUCAAAGAAAUUAAUUAGGUAAUUUGAAGGUUAUUCUUCUGUUGAUAGGGAUAAAAAAAUCUAGACAGACCUAGCGAAUUCGGUAGAAAAUUCUAUUCAUCAUAUCAUUAGUCAUUACUAUUAAUUUCUUCUAUAAAAUAUUUUGCAUUAGAUAUUUCUUAGCCGAAAUUCGCCAACACAGUCAUCCAAAGACUAAUAGAAAUACAGUAGAAUUUUCGCUAGGGUUUGCCAUGAAAUUUUUUCGUAUGUUUUUCACAAAGAAACUGAGGUAUAAAACACAAAAUGCUCCAAAAACUAUGGUCUGGAAUAGCGAGGGGAUGAUGACGAGUGCGGGAUUAAAACUCUGGGGUAAUAACAUGAUGAGGAUGUGUAAAAUAAACAACACAUGUAUAGCAAUAUA